This is a messenger RNA of Penicillium oxalicum, 858 nucleotides long. It is a transcript of the gene dph5, whose product is annotated as diphthine synthase. The record is from RefSeq and is a predicted model, not a curated record. The coding region runs from base 1 to 858 and encodes 285 amino acids. Gene Ontology annotation, molecular function: diphthine synthase activity. NCBI's taxonomy places the organism in Eukaryota, Fungi, Ascomycota, Eurotiomycetes, Eurotiales, Aspergillaceae. The transcript is spliced from 3 exons. Gene Ontology annotation, biological process: protein histidyl modification to diphthamide.
AUGUUGCAUCUUGUGGGCUUGGGUCUCGCAGACGAGAAGGACAUUACUGUCCGGGGAUUGGAGAUUGUCAAGAAGGCUGAGCGUGUCUACUUGGAGGCAUAUACGGCCAUCUUGUUGGUGGAUAAAGAGAAGCUUGAAGCCUUCUACGGCCGCCCCGUUCUCGAGGCUGACCGAGAGCUGGUCGAGACCGGCAGCGACGAGAUCCUCGCUGGCGCCGACAAGGUUGAUGUUGCCUUCCUAGUCGUCGGUGAUCCAUUCGGCGCAACAACCCAUACCGAUCUUGUUCUCCGUGCGCGCGAGUUGAACAUUCCUACCAAUGUCGUCCCCAAUGCCUCAAUCAUGUCCGGUAUUGGCUGCACCGGUCUACAGCUCUACAACUUUGGACAAACCGUCAGCAUGGUCUUUUUCACCGAGAACUGGAAGCCCUCCUCGUUUUACGACAAGGUCCGUGAGAAUGUCCAAAUCGGUCUGCACACGCUUGUCCUACUCGACAUCAAGGUGAAAGAGCAGUCUAUGGAGAAUCUCGCCCGUGGUCGUCGGAUCUUCGAGCCUCCCCGCUAUAUGACCGUCGCGCAAUGCGCGAGUCAGAUGCUGGAAACCGAAGAGACCAGGCAAGAGGGAGUCUACACGGAAGAUAGUUUGGCAGUGGGUGCGGCUCGUGUGGGUGCGCCAGACCAGAAACUUGUGGUGGGCACAUUGAAAGAGCUGAGUACUGUGGAAAUGGGUGCUCCACUACACAGUUUGGUCUUGCUGGGUCGGCGAACACACGAUCUGGAACGUGACUACAUCCGACAAUUUGCGGUCAACCAGGAGACUUUUGAUGCCAGCUAUGCGAAGAGCUAUGGGGCAUCCUCAUAA